AUGGCGAGUAUCUUAUCGAGUUGCCUUAGGGAUAUUCGACCACCGGUGACCGUUUUUAGCCCCAGUAUGUGGGGUGAUACUUUCUCUACGUUUUCUCUCGACAAACAGGUACAAGAAAAGUAUGAAAAGGCCAUAGAAACAUUAAAGCAAGAAGUAAGAAGCAAGUUGGUGGAAGCAACAUCUGGCAAACUGCUUGUAUUGGUUGACACAAUCGAGCGUUUAGGGUUGGCUUAUCAUUUCGAGACGGCGAUUGAAGAAAAGCUCGAGCAAAUUUACAAUGAGGAUCAAGAAUACGACGACUUGUUCACUACUGCACUUCGAUUUCGGCUCUUAAGGCAACAUCAGUAUCAAGUUUCUUGCAGUGUUUUCGACAAGUUCACAAACAAAGACAACAAAUUCGAAGAAUCCCUCGGUAACGAUGUUGAGGGGCUACUAAGCUUGUACGAAGCAGCCCAUGUUCGAAUUCGUGGAGAAAACAUCUUAGAAGAGGCCGUAGCUUUUACGAAACAUCAUAUGACUCGUCACAUGCUGUCGUUGGAAUCUCCACUCAAGGACAAAGUGAAGCGAGCUCUAGUGCACUCGCUUCAUAGAGGUGUUCCGAUUAUCGAAGCACGCGUUUACAUUUCCAUCUACGAAAAAGAUGAUUCAAGGGAUGAAAUGAUUUUAAAACUAGCAAAAUUGAAUUUCAAUUAUCUGCAGAAUAUGUACAAGGAAGAGCUCUCCGAACUCUACAGGUGGUGGAACAACUUUGACCUAAAGUCAAAAUUGCCGUACGCAAGAGACAGAUCGAUAGAGUGCUAUCUCUGGGGUAUCGCAUUCCAUUUCGAACCCCAGUACUCGUAUGUUCGAAAAGCGGUUGCGAAAGCUACGCAAAUGGCUUCUGUGCUAGAUGAUACAUAUGAUAAUUAUGCAACACUCAAUGAAGCUCAGCUUUUUACUGAUGUUCUUGAAAGGUGGGAUAUGAAUGAAAUUGGUCAACUCCCGGAUUAUAUGAAGGUUGUUUAUCAAUACAUCAUGAGUAUAUAUGAAGAUUACGAACGAGAGGCAACGAAACAAGGAAAAUCGUUUGCGAUUCCUUCUUACAAAGAAGCGGUGAAACAACUUGCUAGGGCUUACAACAUAGAGCAAAACUGGAUUAUGGAACGAAAAAUGCCUCCGUUAGAAGAGUAUCUGAAAAAUUCAGUGAUCACAAGUAGCAUUUUUGUGAUGUUCACAGCUCAUUUUCCGGGCAUGAAAUCUGUUACUCAAGAAACUAUUGAUUGGCUGCUCAGUAACCCUAAAAUUGUAGUUUCGACUGCGAUGAUUGGUCGACAUAUUGACGAUUUGGGAAGCCAUGAACGCGAGAACAAAGAGGGAAAAUAUCUGACAGUGGUGGAUUGCUACAUGAAACACUAUGGCAUAUCAAAGGAAGAGGUCUUGUCUAUGUUUGAGGUACUAGUGGAGGAUGCAUGGAAGGAUAUUAGUAACGAAUGGGCGAAUAAAACCGGUUCGAUACCCAAAGAAAUAGUCGAGCAACUUGUGAACUAUGCCCGGGCAGCUGAGAUGACUUACCGGAACAGUGAAGAUGGAUAUACGAAUCCGGAAAAAAAUUUGGGUCCACACAUUGUUGCUUUAUUUGUUGAUCCAAUUGUCAUUUAAACUUUCUUUCUUUUUUUUCCCUAGCUCCAUCGUAUGCUCUCGUUACGUCAUUGCGUUUUGUACUAUCUACCUAAAUUUGUUUGUGUUUUCUGUUGGUUUGGUUUGUGAUUGUUGAAUAAAUAAAGAGUAUUGUGCGUUUGUAAUGUUAACUAAUAUUAAUAUAUUUCAAGAUCUGGAGCUUAAAAAGGUGCAAUGGAGUGAAAUAUUUAUCCCAGUAUAAAAUCAUUGAAUGAAAAAAUAU
Messenger RNA from Erythranthe guttata (spotted monkey flower), 1879 nucleotides. Lineage: Eukaryota; Viridiplantae; Streptophyta; Magnoliopsida; Lamiales; Phrymaceae. The record is from RefSeq and is a predicted model, not a curated record.